Molecule: messenger RNA, 1219 nt
Organism: Homalodisca vitripennis (glassy-winged sharpshooter)
Lineage: Eukaryota; Metazoa; Arthropoda; Insecta; Hemiptera; Cicadellidae
Gene: Mul1
Product: mitochondrial E3 ubiquitin protein ligase 1
Exons: 5
Coding region: 112-1137 (341 amino acids)
Biological process (GO): protein ubiquitination; organelle organization
Molecular function (GO): ubiquitin-protein transferase activity
Source: RefSeq, a predicted model, not a curated record
CUUCACUUCUAUUUUAGGUUAUAAUUGGUUAUGGUUUGUUGUGCAAUGACUAUACAAGAGUAAAUAAUUGUGUAUAAUUGUAAUGAGUUUCAGUUAAUUAUCUGUUAUGAGAUGGCGUUUUUCAAUACCGAAAUUACAACUGAAAUUAUUUUAUUUUCUGUUGAUGCAAUAUUUAGUAUUAUACUAGUGAAAAGUUACAACAAAAUUGGAAGAUAUAUAAAUUGUUUACAGGAGGUUAGUUCAAGGGAGGACGAUAAUGCCUUGGACGAUGUAACCACUGACAAGGGCAGGUAUGCCAUGGUUCACGGGCCAGUGAAAGCGCUCGGGAACACUAUUCCCAGUCUCCACGUUCCGCACACGAGUGGAGUCGUCCAGAAAUUGACCACAAGUGAGUUGGUCAUGACGAGAAACUCCUCUGGAUUCUGGUGGGAUGAAUCGAGGCCGAUCCACCAAUCGUACAAUGUGGUGCCUUUUGCAAUCGUGCUGGGGAAGCACGUUAUAGAAGUGCAGGACGUGCUCGAGGCCGAUGAGCUGCACCUGGACACCGUCUACAACAAGUAUGACAGAACAGUCCACUCUCUAGCUGGUAACCUCUGGAGCUUCUUCUUUGGCGUGAGGCAGUACGGGAUGCAGACCACGGAAGAGAUGCUGAAGGAAGGGACUGUCGUUACAGGCAUCGGAGAUCUGAUGUUGUCCUCCGAUGGCACAAAACUCCUAGUACCUCCCAGUGAUAACAGACCGUACUUCAUCACCACCCAGCCGCUAUCGUCACUGCUGCGAGAUCUCAGGGACAAGAAGUCACUGUUUGGUUGGUUGCUGAUCCUCACCGGAGGUCUGACGAUAAUGUUUGGAGGUCUGCUGGCUCGGAGGUUGUGGGCCAACAUGAAGAAGCGGAGAGACAAACAAGAGCUGCAGAGGCGACUGGACCAGGACCGACGGUCGCGGAGACAGAAUGUCCGAGAUGACGAGCUGCCCGAGACUUUGCGCUGCGUCGUCUGCCAGGAGAAUCCCAAGGAGGUGAUACUGCUGCCCUGUGGACAUCUCUGUAUCUGCGAAGAUUGUAGCGAACAGAUCAACUCCUCAUGUCCUAUCUGCCGAAGCCACAUCGCCACGAAAGCUGCUGCGUUCUUGUCCUAGCACACUCUCGCUCUCUUGUUGUGUAGUUAUGUACAGUAUAAAUGUAAAUAAUUGUAAAUUAAAAUUAUAUACUACUGUUUUA